This is a messenger RNA of Gracilinanus agilis (Agile Gracile Mouse Opossum), 975 nucleotides long. RefSeq names its product C-C motif chemokine ligand 22 (gene CCL22). The record is from RefSeq and is a predicted model, not a curated record. NCBI's taxonomy places the organism in Eukaryota, Metazoa, Chordata, Mammalia, Didelphimorphia, Didelphidae. Gene Ontology annotation, molecular function: nucleic acid binding; chemokine activity; CCR chemokine receptor binding. Gene Ontology annotation, biological process: lymphocyte chemotaxis; monocyte chemotaxis; cellular response to interleukin-1. Gene Ontology annotation, cellular component: extracellular region. The transcript is spliced from 4 exons. Bases 1 to 576 code for a protein of 191 amino acids.
AUGCCUGUUCGUUUUGAUAUUCCAUCAAAUGUCACCAUUAAUACUAAAGGCGCCAAAUCAGUGUUGACUAAAACGACUGGAAAUGAGAAAACUAGAAUGACCAUGAUGCUUGCUGUCACAGCUGAUGGGCAAAAACUGACUCCUUAUGUAAUUUUAAGGCAUAAAGCAUUACCUAAGGAAAAGUUACCAUCAGGAGUGAUCUUUUGUGUGCAGGAAAAGGGAUGGAUGAAUGAAGAACUUGUGUUAGAUUGGCUGAAUAUGGUCUGGGGUGAGGAUAGACACCAGAGGACCAUGCUCCACUUCCAGGCAGUCCUGCUGGUGGCCCUGAUUCUGGGUACUUCUGUUCCAUUCACUCAAGCAGGACCCUAUGGCGUAAACAUGGAGAACAGCAUUUGCUGUAAGGACUUUGUCCGGUUCCCCCUGCCUUUGAAGCUCCUGACCAAUUUCCACUUCAGCUCCAAUACCUGCCGAAGACAAGGAGUGAUCCUGACAACAGUAAAAGGUCGUGAGAUCUGUGCAGACCCUCAGAAACCCUGGGUGAAGCAUAUCCUCAAGCGUCUCUUAGAGAAGAAUUAAGGAAGGUUCCAGUCCAGCUAUGGAAGUACUGAGGGCUUCUCUUUCCAGAUGUUUUCUCUAGAUGCCUCCCCCCUAUCCAUUAUGGGGAAUCAAUAUCAAUACAGUUGCUGCAUACAGUGUUGGGCCAUGCCCAGAAGACAUAGGCUAAGGUCCACAGGACCCACUCAACAAUCCGACCUCAAUUUUUGAGUCUGCCAAAUAUAUCUGCCAUUUCCCACUACUCCUCUUUUGAUUUUUAUCCCACUUCCUCUUCUAUUGCCCUUAACCUGGAUGUCCAGGGCCAUCAUAAUCACUACUGUCUUCUCUCCCCAUGCCAAAAUCCAUGCCAAAAUACCCCACCUCCUAUCCCUUUCUCCUCCGGCCCUUUGGCAAGGGUUCCUAAUUUUGGUGUGUGUCCUG